This is a messenger RNA of Sturnus vulgaris (Common starling), 2229 nucleotides long. It is a transcript of the gene XKRX, whose product is annotated as XK related X-linked. Gene Ontology annotation, cellular component: membrane. NCBI's taxonomy places the organism in Eukaryota, Metazoa, Chordata, Aves, Passeriformes, Sturnidae. The record is from RefSeq and is a predicted model, not a curated record.
AUGCCUGGCCGCGGGUUCGGGGCGGUACCGGGGGAGGAUACGGACCGGUGGGGAUGCCUGGCCGCGGGUUCGGGGCGGUACCGGGGGAGGAUACGGACCGGUGGGGAUGCCUGGCCGCGGGUUCGGGGCGGUACCGGGGGAGGAUACGGACCGGUGGGGAUGCCCGGCCGCUGGACCCUGGCCGCGGGCUCGGGGCGGUGCCGGGGCCGGUGCGGGGCUCCCGUCGGGGCUCGGUGCGGACUGCCCGCCCCGCCCCGCCCCGUCCCGCCCCGCAGCGCUGCUCCUCUCUCCGCUGCAGCCCGGGAUGGCGCCGCGGCGGGGCUGAGCGCCCGGGCCGGGCCGGGCCGGGCCGGGGCCGCCAUGGACGGGCCGAGCGGGGGCUGCCCGCCCGCCGCCGCCCCGGCACGGGCCAAGCUGCCGCUCGGCAUCGUCUUCUCGACGGCGCUGUUCUGCGGGGAGGGGGCGGCGGCCGCCGUGCUCUGCCUCUCCUACGGCCACUCCGACGACCGCUUCUGGCUGGCGCUCACCGUGUUCUUCGUGCUCUGCCCCUCCGUCCUGGUGCAGCUCACCCUCAUCUUCGUGCACCGCGAUCUCAGCCGGGACCGCCCGCUCGUCCUGCUCAUGCACCUGCUGCAGCUCGGACCCAUCAUCAGGUGUGUGGAGGCCCUGGUGGUGUACUGCUGGUCGGGGAGGGAGGAGGAGCCCUACGUGACCAUCACCCGCAAGCGGCGGCUGCGGAAAGGCUACGAGGUGGAGAUGGAGCAGGAGGUGGGGCACUCGGAGCGCCGCCUGGCCACGCACCGCAACGCCUUCAAGCGCAUGGCCGUCAUCCAGGCUUUCCUGGGCUCCACCCCGCAGCUCACCCUGCAGCUCUACAUCAGCGUCCUGGAGAAGUACGUCCCUGUUGCCCGAGCCGUCCUCAUGGCCAUCUGCCUGGUGUCAGUGACCUAUGGAGCACUGGUCUGCAAUGUGCUGGCCAUCCAGGUCAAGUACGAUGACUACAAGGUGCAGCUGCGGCCGCUGGCCUUCCUGUGCAUCGUGCUGUGGCGCAGCCUGGAGAUCUCCACCCGCAUCGCCGUGCUCGUGCUCUUCAGCACCGUCUUCAAGCACUGGAUCAUCCCCAUCGCCCUGGCCAACCUCCUGGUGGUUUUCUUCUUGCCCUGGGUGCAGUUCUGGCGCAGCGGCAGCCGCCUGCCUGACAACAUCGAGAAGAACUUCAGCCGCCUGGGCACGGUGGUGGUGCUCUGUGCCUUCACCCUGCUCUACUCCAGCAUCAACAUGUUCUGCUGGUCGGCAGUGCAGCUCAAGCUGGCUGACCGGGACCUCAUUGACAAGUCUCAGAACUGGGGCCGCUUGGCCGUGUACUACACGGCCCGGCUGGCCGAGAACACGGCCCUCGUCAUCCUCUGGUACUUCUUCAAGACUGAUGUCUAUGAGAACGUCUGCACCGCUCUGCUGGUGCUGCAGCUGCUCCUCGGCUACUGCCUGGGCAUCUACUUCAUGCUGCUCUUCUUCCAGUACCUGCACCCCUGCCGCCAGCUCUUCCGACACAACGUCGCUGAUUUCCUGCACUGCGUGUGCUGCCGCCAGCACCAGGCAGGGACCCCUCUGUGCCUCGAGGCACCCCUGGAGCCCGGUGUGAGGCACAGCAUUGUCUGAGCACCUGGCUCCUCCAGCAGGACAUGGGGAUGGGCAGCACCAGCCAGAGGAUGCUGCUGGCACAGGCCAAGCGCUGCCUGGUCCUGCAGUGGCAGCGGGUCCCAGGGCAUCCCCACGGUGGCAGGGGAACAGGAGUGUGCUUGCCUGCUCAGGACCACUCACGUGAACAUGAAGGAGGAUGCAUUUGAAUUGGACAUAAGGAAUUUUUUACAGUGAGGGACUGGCACAUGUUGCCCAAAGAGAUGGUGGAUGUCCUGUCCCUGAAAACAUUCAAGGCCAGGUUGGAUGGGCUCUGAGCAACCUGGCCUAAUUGAAGAUGUCCCUGCCCAUCUCUGGAGUUGAACUAGGUGGCCUUUAGAGGUCCCUUCCAACCCAAAAUAUUCUACGGUUCUACAAUCCUACAACUUAUGGGGUGCCCAAACCAGUUGGCCCUGCAAGCUGGCUGCCCCAUGGUGCACAGCCCCUGGGGUGCCCUGACACCCCCAUUGCUGCUAUGGUGCAUUUGGUGACCUCGGGCCGUGGGUGCCACUGGGACUGUUCUAUGCAGUAAAGAAACUUUGCUGUGGCUGA